UUUGUUGGGACCGACGUGUAGACGCCGAGCGAGGAGCCGCUUGGGUCCUCCAGAUAGCCGGGGUUAAAGGACGGGAUUUAAAAUUGUCUUGGUGUUUUCUUCAUAGGGGCGGGAAGAUAGGCACCAUGUCGGGAUCUGCCUUGAAUGUCAUGCUGAAACUGACAUCGCUGAGGCUGCGUCCAUUUCCCGGGCUGAGCCGCGGGUAUCGAGCUCCGAGGGGGGUUUAUGGCUACAGACCACAACGCGAAGAGACUGUUAAUACAUUACCAAGAGAAGAACCCCCACUUCGAGUGGAUCAUGGUCUGCUCCGGCUUGUGACGGCUUAUCGUGAACAUGGUCACAAAGCUGCUCAAAUCAACCCUCUGGGGCAAGAUGUGCAAGAAGUUAUUCCUGAAAUUCAGAUCUUAACAGAAUCACUGCAGGGUCAUGAUCUGAUUUAUACGAAAGAUUUGUUGACCUUUGGGAAGGAUGAAGCUACUCUAGAUGAGGUGUUGGCCUACCUGGAUAAUGUGUACUGUGGACAUGUGUCAAUUGAGAUCAGUCAAUUGGAGACUAUGGCUGAGAGGGAAUGGUUCGCUCAAAGGUUCGAAGAAAUCAGGCGCGAAACUUUAACACAAGAAGAGAAGAGGCUUUUAGCAAAAUUGAUGCUGGAGUCUCAGGAAUUCGACCAUUUUUUGGCCACCAAGUUCUCCACUGUGAAACGCUAUGGUGGAGAGGGAGCAGAAAGUAUAAUGGGAUUCUUCAAUGAAUUGUUCCGACUGGCAGCACUCAAUGGAGUGACUGAUGUUGUGCUGGGAAUGCCCCAUCGAGGUCGCCUCAACCUACUUGCUGGGCUGUUGCAGUUUCCACCUGAGUUGAUGUUUCGAAAAAUGCGUGGAUUAAGCGAGUUUCCAGAAGGUUCUCCAGCCUGCGGAGAUGUCCUGUCUCAUCUCACAUCCUCCGUGGACCUGGAUUUUGGCCUUGACCAGCCGCUGCACGUCACCAUGCUCCCCAACCCUUCGCACCUGGAGGCCAUCAAUCCGGUUGCCGUCGGCAAAACUCGAGGCAGGCAGCAGUCUCGGCAAGAUGGCGAUUAUUCACCGAGUGUUUCUGCACGGCCCGGCGACAAAGCCAUUUGUGUACAGGUGCACGGUGACGCAUCCUUCCCAGGGCAAGGAGUGGUUGCAGAAACCUUCACUCUGUCUAAGCUGCCCCACUACAGAGUGGGUGGAAGUAUCCACCUAAUUGUCAACAACCAGUUGGGCUACACGACUCCUGCCGAGAGGGGUAAAUCUUCCCUCUACAACAGUGACAUUGGGAAGAUGAUUAAUUGUGCCGUUAUUCAUGUGAAUGGAGGUGAUGCAGAGGAUGUGAUUCGAGCCACACGAUUAGCAGUGGAAUAUCAGCGGCGCUUCCGGAAAGAUGUAAUUGUCGACCUCCUGUGCUACAGGCAGUGGGGCCACAAUGAGCUGGAUGAACCAACCUUUACAAACCCCACCAUGUACAAGAUCAUCAGAUCCCGUAGAAGUAUCCCUGACCAGUAUGCAGAGCAGCUAGUAGCAGACGGCCUCUUAACAGAACAGGAAGUUUUCAGCAUUAAAACUGAUUACUAUUCAAAGUUAAACAACCAUCUGACCAAUAUGACAUCCUUUUGCCCAGCUUCUCCAAAUCUCCAGGGCCAUUGGAGUGGCUUGAUGGAGCCAUCGUCCCAGAUCAGCACGUGGGACACUGGAAUGCCCAUUGAUUUAAUGAAGUACGUGGGGGCCAAGUCUGUUGACGUGCCUGGAGAAAUCACCAUGCAUAAUCACUUGAUGAAAACCCAUGUACAGUCUAGAUUACAGAGGCUGGAAGAGGGGACAAGGUUGGAUUGGUCCACAGCAGAAGCUCUGGCCAUUGGAACAUUGCUGUGUCAAGGUUUUAACAUACGACUAAGCGGACAAGAUGUUGGCCGUGGAACUUUCAGCCAGCGACACGCAAUGUUUGUUUGCCAGGAUACUGGGGACGUGUGUAUUCCACUCAACCAUAUCAGCCCGGAGCAAACGGGAUUCUUUGAGGUGUGCAACAGUCCGUUGUCUGAGGAGGCUGUAUUGGGCUUCGAGUAUGGCAUGAGCAUCGAGAGCCCAAGGAUCCUCCCAAUCUGGGAAGCCCAAUUUGGGGAUUUUUUCAACGGUGCCCAAAUUAUGUUUGACACCUUCAUCUCAAGCGGUGAGGCCAAGUGGCUCUUGCAAAGUGCGAUAGUGAUUCUCUUACCUCACGGAUACGAUGGCGCAGGCCCGGACCAUUCCUCCUGUCAUUUAGAACGUUUCCUGCAGUUGUGUGACAGCAAAGAAGAAGGCGUGGAUGGUGACAAUGUAAACAUGUCUGUGGUGCACCCGACUACCCCGUCACAGUACUUCCACCUACUGCGCCGACAGAUGAUUCGCAACUUUCGGAAGCCCCUUGUGGUGGCCUCUCCGAAAAUCCUACUUCGCCUCCCUGCUGCAGUCUCUGGCCUGGAUGAAAUGGCACCUGGAACCACCUUUAAACCUGUCAUAGGAGAUGAAUCAGUUGAUCCAAAAAAUGUGACGCGGGUGGUAUUCUGCUCUGGAAAACACUAUUACACGCUGCUUAAACACAGAGAGACAUUGGAAGCUGCACAGAACACAGCACUGGUCAGGGUAGAAGAACUCUGUCCCUUCCCACUACAACAACUUCAGCUGCAUAUGGAGAGAUUCAAACAUGCAAAAGAGUUUGUAUGGAGUCAAGAAGAGCCGCAGAACAUGGGCCCAUGGUUUUUUGUAUCCCCCAGAUUUGAGAGACAGUUAGGAUGCAAGCUGAAGCUGGUAAGUCGGCCAGCUCUUGCCGUUCCUGCAGUUGGCAUUGGAACGCUUCACCAGCAACAAAAUCAAGACCUCCUCAACAAAACCUUCUCCUAAGGGGAACUGUUAAAAAUGUCUCUGCUCUUCUCAACUACUAGAGAGAAACUACAACUUAACUUUCUUCAAAACUGUUAUUACUUCACCUGGUUUCUUUGUGAGGGCUUGGAUCUUUAAUAAUGAAACUGUGACAAUAUUCUUUUCUGUCACUGUUGAAAUAAGGAUUAAAUACUAUGGCAUUGAUAAAGAGUGAGAUGUUUAGAAUGAAUUAGAUUGCUUGACGUGUACCUAAUGUCUAGUUUCAAAGCGGUUUCAUGUUUCUUGUCAGACUGAGUAGCUUCUUCAUUUACACAAAAUGCUGGAGAAACUCUGCAGGUCAGGCUGAGACCCAUCAUUAGGACGUCAACACUUUAUUCCUUUCCGUAGAUGCUUGACCUGUUGAGUUCCUCCAGCAGUUUGUGUGUGCUACUCUGGAUUUCCAGCAUCUGCAGAAUCUCUUGUGUUUGAGCUUCUGUAGUUGAUGCAUGGAGUGUAGGGUGCUGUGUUCAUGUAUACCUCAGCCAGCAGUUCUGCAAGCAUGGUGCUGCUCUGCUACUGAACAGCCAGUGGCAAUGUGCACAAUGCACACACUUUGUAGAAAUUCUUCAUGCCUCAUUUAAAUUGACCUGUCACAGUUACUUUGUUUGGGAACCCAAAUUAUGCCCUCUUGUGUUAGCCAUUUCCACCCUGGGAAAAAGGUGCUGGCUGUCCUCUCUGUCUAUGUCCCUAAUUAUCUUGUACACCUCUAUCAAGUCACCUUUCAGUUCACCUUUGCUCCAAAGGGAAAAGCCUUGGCUCACUCAACCUUUCCUCAUUAAACGUGCUAAUCGAGGCAGUGUCCUGGUAAAUCUCCUCAGUGCAGUCUCUAAAACUUCUACACCCUUCCUAUAAUGAGAUCAGAACUUGGUGUGGUCUAACCAGGGUUUUUCAGAGCUGCAGCAUUACCUUGUGGCUGUUAUAGAGUACAGGUGGGAGGGAGUGAACUUGACUUUAAAUCUGGACACAGAAGUUUCACAACAUGGGGUUUAAACAUGAACACUGUAUCAAGGGCACAGAAUAUUGCCUGUGGGGUUGGGGGAGGAAUGGGCAACUGUGGUGUCUUGUACUUUGAGCAGCUUUAUCACCACUGACCGAGUUGGCAGAGUUCCUGAAGGCCAGAGUUGGCUGACUGGCUCUGUGGCACUUAGUGAGUGAACCAACACACGUGAAAAACCUACUAGUAGCCCUCCUCUUCUCAAGUCUGUCUGUGGCUGACUGCGCCGUCUGCGAUUACACUGGUUGAACAAACUCCACGUGCCUAUUUGCCUGAUUUACUACUUCUGGCUGUGAAAACAGCAGAAUCUUUUAUUGUCCUUAUUCAGACAAUUUAAAAGCUAUUUAUAUAUGCUGAAUUAAAAAAAUCUAUUGAUUGAUCAUCUUCCUUCCAUCAGAAAUGGUUGUCUUUGUUGUGCAUAGGUUUAUAAGUUUUAUAAGAGUCCUAAGCAUGAAAACAGGCCCUUUAGACUAACUGGUCCAUGCCAAUCAAAAUGACCAUCUAGUUAGUCCCAUUUGCCCUCUUUGAGCUCAUAUCCCUCUAAACUUUGUUUGUUCCUGUACUGGUCCUUUCUAUAAUGAGGUGACCUGAUUAGACCACUUCAUGUGGUCUAAUCAGAGCUGCUACACUUCCUUAAUCACUUUCCCAGCUGCUCAUUCUGCCUCUGGACCCUCCUCUGAGUGAAAACAUUGCCCAACGGGCUCCUGUUAAAUCUAUCCUCUCUAUGCCCUGGUUGUUGAUUCCCCAACCCUGGGAAGAAAAAGUCUGUGUACUCACCCCCUCUAUGCCUCCCUAAUGGUUUUGUAGACCUCUAUAAGAUCACCCCUCAUUCUUUUACAUUCCAAUGCAUAAAGUCCUAGCCAACUGAACCUCUCCCC
Messenger RNA from Hypanus sabinus (Atlantic stingray), 4784 nucleotides. RefSeq names its product dehydrogenase E1 and transketolase domain containing 1 (gene dhtkd1). The record is from RefSeq and is a predicted model, not a curated record. Gene Ontology annotation, biological process: tricarboxylic acid cycle. The transcript is spliced from 17 exons. NCBI's taxonomy places the organism in Eukaryota, Metazoa, Chordata, Chondrichthyes, Myliobatiformes, Dasyatidae. The coding region runs from base 126 to 2894 and encodes 922 amino acids. Gene Ontology annotation, molecular function: oxoglutarate dehydrogenase (succinyl-transferring) activity; thiamine pyrophosphate binding.